UGCAAGGUUCUCCACACCAAAGCAUAAGAAGUAAAGGAUAGAUACCAAGUCAUAGUCUUAGAGAGAGAGAUGGAGUUGAAGGCAUUGAUGAAGGUAGGUUUGUUGCUGUUCCUCAUGGGGUUCACAGCAACUACUGUGGACGCUAGCUUCGAUCCAAGUUCAUUCAUCUCUGAGGUUCUCCCUAACGGUGAUGGGAACUACUACAUGAAGUCGACAACAACAGCAUGCUGUGAUAGGUGCGUGUGCACAAGAUCAAUUCCUCCCAAGUGCCAAUGCAAAGAUGUUGGUGAAAGCUGCCACUCAGCUUGCAAGUCGUGCCUUUGCACGCGCUCCAUUCCUCCCAUCUGUCGUUGCAUGGAUACCACCUACUUUUGCUAUGUCAAGUGUGACUCUUCUCAAGCCAUGACCCACUUGGAAUGAGCACGUUUCUGCAUGGAGAUGUGAGACAAAGCCACUUAGGCUUUGUUUUCGUGUAUGUAUGCAUGCAUGAGUAAAUAACUGUUUGUUGAAUGCCAAUGACAUGGCUUAGCAUUUUGUUUUACUGCAAAUUGCUGGUCAUGCUCUCUUUCUUUUAA
Molecule: messenger RNA, 575 nt
Organism: Cajanus cajan (pigeon pea)
Lineage: Eukaryota; Viridiplantae; Streptophyta; Magnoliopsida; Fabales; Fabaceae
Source: RefSeq, a predicted model, not a curated record